AUGGCGGGGCAGGUCCCGGAGGACACGUUGAGCAGCGUCUCCAUGGAGGAGCUGGAGUGUAAGAUCUGCUACCGCCUCUACAACCUGAGCGCCCGACGGCCAAAGGUCCUGGGGUGCUGCCACCGCCUCUGUGCCAAGUGCCUGUCCAAGAUGGCAGGCCUGGUUGAGGAGCCACCAUACUCUGUGGCCUGUCCCUUCUGCCGCUAUCCAACCUACCUGACAGGGGAGGUGGCGGCUGGCCUCCCUGAUGACCACAACAUCGUGAAGGCCCUGGCUCUACGGGGCCGAAGGAAACGCAACGCAAAAUCUGCCGAACUCCUCCUCAGCCCUGGUGGUCUCAGCUCCGCAGUCAGUGCCUCCUCUUCCUCCACCUCCACCUCCUCCAUCUCCUCUCCUCCGUCAAACUCCGCCUCCUUGCAAGGGACCUCCAACUGUCUGGUUGUCACCGUUGUUGAGGCCAUUCAGGAAUCACCGGACCACCUCCACAUCUCCCAGCCCGAAGAUGCAGAGAGCCACCUGCCUGGUCCAACGCCCUGGACAGUGUGGAAGUUCAUCACCAGGACAUGGUGGUUCUUAGCCCAGGCACUGGUUUGUUUCCUGGGGCUGCUGUAUUUUGGCUCUCUUCCCCUGGGAAUCUUCCUGCUCGUCAUGAAGAAGACCUCAUUGGGUAUUUUCCUAGUCAGUUUGGUUCCCGCUAGUUUGCUGAUGCUUGUGGUCUAUGACGUUUGCCGCUGGUUUUGUCCACGAUAUUAA
Messenger RNA from Anguilla anguilla (European eel), 753 nucleotides. Its product is annotated as E3 ubiquitin-protein ligase RNF182-like. The transcript has a single exon. The record is from RefSeq and is a predicted model, not a curated record. Bases 1 to 753 code for a protein of 250 amino acids. NCBI's taxonomy places the organism in Eukaryota, Metazoa, Chordata, Actinopteri, Anguilliformes, Anguillidae.